GGGAGGUUUAAAUGUAUUUGUAGGUUUAUUCCAGGCAGGCACAGUGAAUGAACGGUAGACUGUGUGGGUACUGCGACUGUGGGAAACGGACUCCUGAGUUCGUUUGUUCAUAGGCAAAUAUUUGGAUUCUGUUUCGUUGAUAAAAUAACUUUUCAAAUCCACGCUUUGAUCUUGAAUUGACGUUCUACUUUAAAACGAAAUCGUCGGACAUCAUAAAGUCGGGGCAUCCAGCUGACAUCCAUCGAGCAGACUUGUGUCUUCACCGGACUGAUUUCGCCAUGUCCUCCGCGGAUGUGUCGGAGCAGAGCCGGCGCUGUUGUGUUUUGUCGUGGGAGCAGGUGCAGCGUCUGGACUCCAUCCUGGGAGAGUGUGUCCCGAUCCACGGGCGAGGAAACUUCCCUACACUUUCCGUUCAGCCACGACAUAUCGUACAGGUGGUGCGAGCUCGUCUAGAGGAGCGAGGUGUAGCGGUGCGUGAUGUGAAGCUGAACGGCUCUGCUGCCAGUUAUGUGCUCCACCAGGACACUGGCCUGGGCUACAAGGACCUGGACCUAAUCUUCGGCCUGAGUCUGACUGAUGACAAGACCUUCCGCCUGGUGAAGGAUGUGGUUCUGGACAGCCUCCUGGAGUUCCUGCCCGCCGGUGUGAGCCGGGACCGCAUCACCGCCCUGACCUUAAAGGAAGCGUACGUGCAGAAGCUGGUGAAGGUUUGCAAUGACACGGACCGCUGGAGCCUCAUCUCACUUUCCAAUAACACUGGCAAAAACGUGGAGCUGAAGUUUGUGGACUCUCUGCGACGACAGUUUGAGUUCAGCGUGGACUCAUUUCAGAUCGGCUUGGACUCACUGCUGCUUUUCGACCGCUGCUCCGAGACGCCCAUGUCCGAGAGUUUCCAUCCCACUGUUCUCGGAGAGAGCAUGUAUGGAGACUUUGAAGAAGCGCUAGGACACCUACAUGCCAAAAUCAUCGCUACGCACAGCCCUGAAGAAAUCCGUGGAGGUGGGCUCUUAAAGUACUGCCACUUGCUGGUAAGAGGCUUCCAUCCAGCCUCCGAGGCGCAGAUGAAGACGCUCCAGCGCUACAUGUGCUCACGCUUCUUCAUCGACUUCCCUGACAUCAAUGAGCAGCAGAGAAAGCUGGAGGCGUACCUGCAGAACCACUUUAACGGCAUGGAGCACAAGCGUUACGAUUGUCUCGUGACUCUCCAUCAAGUGGUAGAUGAAAGCACCGUAUGUCUCAUGGGCCAUGAGCGGAGACAGACACUCGCGCUCAUCUCCUCUCUGGCACUACGCGUGCUGGCUGAACAGAACGCAAUUCCUGCACUGUCUAAUGUUACGUGUUACUACCAACCAGCUCCCUAUGUCAGAGACGUCAACUUCAGCAACUACUACAUAGCACAUGUGCAUUCGCCCAUUUCCGCCUGUAACAGCUCCUAUCAAACAUGGCUGCCUUGUAGCUGAGCCAGGAAGGGACCUUCAGAUCUUCAGUCUUCAGAUGGUCAUUAAUAUGUCACAUUUCACCUCAAUAUCAGGAGAAAAAAAGAAAAUAUAUUUUGCAAAAAGAAAUUCUAAUUUCUCGGUUGUGAUUUUCAUUACGUUCUCAUUGAUUUUUACUUUAUUACUGUGAAAAUUUAAGUAUUUGUUUAUUUAAAUCAACAAACAUUCAAGUGCAACUAAUCAGUCCCACCAGGAUAUUGCAUUUUUUUUUUUUUCCUCCAUCAAAAUGACUGAUUUUAUGGUUGCAAUUUCCAGAAAUUUGCAAAAUAUUUAUGAUGUUUUAUUUAUAAUUAGCACACCACAUUUACCAGAUUAUGUAUUAUGUUAGAUACACAAUAGUCAUAGAUGAAACAAAGAACAAACAAAAUGCAUAAAUCUUGUUUAUUUUGGUCUCUUACCAAAUUCUGAUACAUUUUAACUUUUAAAACAACCUAUAGAUAUAUAUAUUUUUUUUUUUCAGGCUUAGAAAGGGGGAUAUAUUUAGUGUGGUGCACAGUCUUAUUACACAAGUCUAACUGUGUACUAUCUAGCUUUUAAUAACAUGAUCACUUAGGAAGGGCAAUAUGACCAAAAUCUUAAGCAAACCACAGUAAAACAAAUACUUUCCUUUAAGUAAAAAAUUCUCAAUUAAUAAAUAAUCAAGUAAACAGUCAGUAAUAAAAUUAGAACAAAGAAAAUAAAAUAGGAUAAAUAAAUACUGCUCCGCAAUUUAAAUUAUAGACCUAUGUAGACUUUAGAAAACGUAAUUAAUUGUCAUAAAAAUAUUACAAUAACAACAAAAUCUUAAUGGUUCUAGAAAUUUAAUAACAACUUAAUUUUCUUUAUGUAAAAUAUAUAUUUUUUUCCCUUGUGAUUUUGGGGUGAAAUAUGACCCAGCCAUGUUUUUGUCAAGUGUCAUGAGACUCAUGAUCCAAUUAUAUAUAUAUAUUUUUUGUGCAAAAUUGGAGACCAGAAGUGAGAUACUGUGUCUUUAUAUGGAUGCUAUCAAUUCACCCUAUAGUUAUAAUGAACUCUGCUGUACUGGAAAACUCAAAAUGUCCACUCAAAAACAUUUUGUGAGGAUUUUUUCCAGUGCAGAUGAAACAAUAACAAUGAACAUUGAGGGGAAAUGUCUAAAAACACUUCUCUUCUCUACAUUCAAGUGUAACCCAUUCAUGUUUUAUAAGUUAAAUGUUUUUAAGCUAUGAAACACAGCUUUUGUUGAAGUUAUGAAAAAUGAAAAAAUCAAGAAAAGCAGUAAAACUGGAAGGAUGUUCAAUUCUGAUGAUUUCCUACUUGAUUUCCUUCCUUAUUUGAAAAACUGAGGACCAAAGACUGUAGAUGUAGCAGUUUAAGUGGAAUGUUACUUCUUUGACUUCAAGUGCCUAAAAACCAACUACAAACUGAAAUGUAUGUAAAUUAAAAAUGUUAAUUGUUUUGUUCUCUGGGCUACUGUAUAGUACAGUAUUUUUAUUUUCAGGGUCAGGGCAUUUCCUUUACAAAUCAUUAAAAAAAAAAAAAGCUGAAUUUGCUCCUAGUCCUUUUCCCUGUAUCUGUAGAAAUGUAUGUGCACACUGAAGUGUAAUGUGUUUAAUAGAGGAGUUUGAUAAGACAAAGAUGUAGUGGUUUGAUCUAUGUAAAGGUUAAUAUCACAGGGGAAGAAACAAACAGUGCAUGCUCUGUAUUUUUUGUCCACAUUACCCAAGCGUAAUCAAGUAAAUCUCAUCAAGAACAAGUAAUGUUUAACUUAUGCAAAACAAUCAGUCACAAUAAAAAUUAAGAGUAGGUCCUUAAAUAGACUGAAAUAAACUACUAUUGUUGUUUUA
This is a messenger RNA of Megalobrama amblycephala (Wuchang bream), 3301 nucleotides long. It is a transcript of the gene tent5bb, whose product is annotated as terminal nucleotidyltransferase 5Bb. Gene Ontology annotation, biological process: mRNA stabilization. The record is from RefSeq and is a predicted model, not a curated record. Lineage: Eukaryota; Metazoa; Chordata; Actinopteri; Cypriniformes; Xenocyprididae. The transcript is spliced from 2 exons. The coding region runs from base 279 to 1460 and encodes 393 amino acids. Gene Ontology annotation, molecular function: RNA binding; poly(A) RNA polymerase activity.